AGGGGCAAUACCGCCCCACAAUGCUAUUAUGCCAAGCGCGCCGCCGCAGCAGCCACGGACGCUGUAGCUGAGGCUGCUGUUAGAGCAGCCAGGGCUGAGAAGGCCGCAGAAGCGGCCAUUGCUCUGGCCCAAAAACUCCGGGAGGAGGCUGCCCUGGCUGCUCAGCAGCUACAACAGCAACCGCAGCAGCAGCAGCUACAGCAGCAACCGCAGCAGCAGCAGCUACAGCAGCCACCGCAGCAGCAGCAGCUACAGCAGCCACCGCAGCAGCAGCAGCUACAGCAGCCACCGCAGCAGCAGCAGCUACAGCAGCUACCGCAGCAGCAGCAGCUACAGCAGCAGCUACAGCAGCCACCGCAGCAGCAGCAGCUACAGCAGCCACCGCCGCAGCAGCAGCAGCAACUACAGCAGCAACCGCCGCAGCAGCAGCUACACCAGCAACCGCAGCAGAUGUGA
Acyrthosiphon pisum (pea aphid) is the source of this 456-nucleotide messenger RNA. RefSeq lists its product as uncharacterized. The record is from RefSeq and is a predicted model, not a curated record. The annotation marks the transcript as partial. NCBI's taxonomy places the organism in Eukaryota, Metazoa, Arthropoda, Insecta, Hemiptera, Aphididae. The transcript has a single exon.